AUCAUGGGAUCGAGACAUAUGAGAGCUGCCCCGUUAUUCGUCUGAGUGACUCUGCACUCGAUAUGAGGCACUUCUUGAAAACGAUCUAUAACUUCUCGUACUUUCGUCCGGGUAUGAAGGCCAAAUUCCCCGUCGUCGCAGCAGUUCUCCGUCUUAGCACUAAAUACGAAGCUCCCGCUCUUCGUCAACGUGCUAUCGAUCUGCUCGCCACUGCGUACCCAAGUACGUUGGCUGCAUGGGACACGAGGUCGAGAUUGCGUCUUGUCCCACCUUUCGAAGCUGAAAUAGGAUCUCUUUUUGCGUUGGCCAUCGAAACAGACGUCCGAGCUAUUCUACCUGGGCUCUAUUAUGCGGCAAGCAAGCGAUCACUCUCUGCAAUGCUCACUGAACUGCACAGCCUUCCUCUGAAUGAAACAGUGCGCCAAGACGUUAUCUCGAAGUUUGUUGUAGGGCAAGACAAGUUACACCGCGCAGAGAUCAAGCACAUUCUUUUAUUCCUCGAUCCGUCGUACCAACGCGCAGGAUGCCGAACUGCCACUGACAUUGGCCGUCUUCAAAGUCAAGCUUCUGCUUGCAUUUUGAAGACUGUCGACGUCACUGAAUCGUACCAACAAUGGUGCAACGACCACCCGAAUGACGUAGGUGCAUCGCUAUUCGUAUGUGAGAUAUGUUGCACGUUGGUGGCGAACACAAUCAAGGAGGGUCGACAGAAAAUAUGGGAUUCACUACCUGAAAUGUUCGGGUUACCGGCAUGGGAAACGUUACUUGCGGAAAACGAUCUCGAGGAAACCAUAGGACCAGACAGUGGUAAGACUUUUGAUGCCUAACGGUCUUAAUGACUGGUCCAUUGCACCUCAGCCAGCCUUCAUCCGGGGUGUUGAAUUAUGGGCAGAGUUAAAGAGGCGGGCCCAAGUGUGUCAUGACUGAGGACACAUCGAUGUUCAUUUCCGUGACAUACUUAGCACACUCUGAAUCAACCAGGGCACAUCCGAAGAACAUGUACAAUAUCAGGCUUUCAGAGGGCAGAAGUAUGGAGAAGCGCUUGCAUU
This is a messenger RNA of Somion occarium, 1049 nucleotides long. The record is from the annotation of a GenBank genome assembly. NCBI's taxonomy places the organism in Eukaryota, Fungi, Basidiomycota, Agaricomycetes, Polyporales, Cerrenaceae.